Molecule: messenger RNA, 1552 nt
Organism: Haliaeetus leucocephalus (bald eagle)
Lineage: Eukaryota; Metazoa; Chordata; Aves; Accipitriformes; Accipitridae
Gene: AKAIN1
Product: chromosome unknown open reading frame, human C18orf42
Exons: 3
Coding region: 121-369 (82 amino acids)
Source: RefSeq, a predicted model, not a curated record
CUAUGUGACCUAAAGGCUCUGAAUUUUGGACUGUGACUCAUUCAUCUGUCUCAGUGAAGGGACUGGCUGUCUACAGAGGUGUGGCAGUUGCAUGUUCUUGCUGCUGGCUUUCAAGGACUCAUGUCUUUGGCUGCUGAAAAUCUGUGCAUUGCUGUUCUUCUGGAGUACUCACGGAAAGGUGAGAAGCCAGGGACGGAGCAAGAUGAAGUUAAGCUGCAGAAUGCCAGCAAGCAGAUUGUGCAGACUGCUAUCCUCCGAGCAGUGCAGCAAGUUUCACAGGAGAGCCAGCAAAAGGAGAAACGAACAAACAGCAGUACAAGCCUCCAACUAGAAAGAGGAAAAUUAACGAAGAAGCAUGAAAAGAAGUAAAGGAGUGGAUUGGUUUUUUUCAAUCCUCCAGUCUGCAGUGUUUUCAGCCUUCUCUUUAGUAUCAGCUGUAUUGCUAGUGCAAUGUUACUGUUGUAAAGCAAACCAAAGUAUAAUCACACCUAGACAUAGGGUAAAGCUGCAAUAGUCCUCAGCUGAGAAAUAUUAAGUGCAUUAGAUUACUAACUCCAUAUUUAUGCAGUGCCUCUUAACAGAAACAAUAACCAUAGCUAUAAAAGUAGUUUCAAGCACAAGCUCUUAUGGUAUGGACUUUCUCAAAAGCUUGCUGCCAGUGCACUUUCAUGUAAGUUCUGCGUGCAAUGUUUAUGUCAGUUCAGCUGGAUGGACUCUUCUUUAAGUUACGGGGUUCACUGAAGCUGUCUUCACUGAAGAAAUAGUUUACUGUUGAGUGUAGCAGAAUGCUUUCAGGCUGCCUUGAAGCACGUGUUUGUACUUUGCUUUGAUUAAACAUGGACUAUGUGAAGUAGCAGUAUAAAGUGGAUUUGGUAAGUUCUGUGAACCAAUUUCUUUUUUCAUCUUGGGAAAAAAAAAAAAGCAAUCCAGUAAGACUGCAGUGACUGUGAUCUAUGACUCUGAUCAUAGACCUAUGAUCUAUGUCUUUUUUUUAAAGAAGUUAAAAGAAGUACUGAAGUUUUAGUCUACUUAUUUGAAAUACUUCUAUACUUCUGCAUAAAAAUCACUUGUGCCUCAACUAUUCUUUUUAAUUUUCUUAAUAUUGAAAGAAGAGAAACUGAUGUGCUGAUAUAGAGUUUGCCAGCUUUUCCUUCAGUUUUGCAACUUUGCUGGGCCUUGAUUUACAGAAAGUGAAGACUUGAGUGGCUUUUAAAAAAGGUUUUGAAUUUAUUAAUAUCCUGAAGGAUGGAAAUAUACUGUGUCUGAAUUCUGUCAUCAUAGAUAUUUCUCACCUGCUGGGUAUAAAGUGAUUUUAGAUAUUUGCAAUUGUUACAUAGAUUCACCUCAAAUAGCACUGCUUUAAGCUGGUAAUACAGAACUUAUCUUUUAACUGCUCUAUAAAGCUGAAAAAAUCCAUGAUGUUGCUGAAAAUACAAAUUAACUAAAUGUAGCUUUCACUUUUAUGCUCCCUUACUGUAAUGAUGAUUGCACUAUUACACAUCUGAAAUGAAUAACAGUAUAUUUAAUUCUAGAAAUGGCUUGUAGCUCUGCU